Molecule: messenger RNA, 2023 nt
Organism: Amphibalanus amphitrite
Lineage: Eukaryota; Metazoa; Arthropoda; Thecostraca; Balanomorpha; Balanidae
Product: angiopoietin-related protein 7-like
Exons: 1
Coding region: 66-1706 (546 amino acids)
Source: RefSeq, a predicted model, not a curated record
GCCAGCUCCGAGCCGUCAGUCCGAGGCCGACAGCCGGCGCCAGAGGUGCCUCCUUCUUGGCCACGAUGGCCCGCGGCUGGAGAGGAAUCCUCGUGUCGACCUUGCUGGUGGUGUCUGCCGGCUGUUCCGCGGCGCAGCAGCAGCAGCAGCAGCAGCCGCAGCAGCAGGCCGCCCUGCCCAGCGCCACUGCCGACGAGGUGUUCAGCAUCAUCGCAAGAGCAGUUCAGCAAGAGCUACGGCCAGUCGUCAGUAAACUUGAGUCACAAGUGGAGUCACUGGACAAAACGGUCAGAAGGCACGAGUCUCGGGUGGAGUCGCUAGACAACAGACUGACUCUUCUCGACUCCAGGAUGAGUACGCUGACUGCCCACGUGUUGACGAACCGACUAGGUGAGCGGAUGGAAGAGGUGUCCAGUCAACUGAGUGGAAUCACUGCGAGACUCGACAGCCAGCAAUCACAACUCGACAGCCAGCAAUCACAACUCGACAGUCAACUAUCUCAACUGAGUGAGCUCAACACCCAGCUAAAUGAACAAAAUUCUCAACAAGAGGAGACUGCAGCUACAGUGAACAAUGUCACAGCGCAACUGGAUACCGUCGUUACACAGCAAGAAGAUCAACUCACAGAGACGUCCAAACUGGUCAUAAGGCUCGACAGCCAACAAUCUCAACUGAGUGAGCUCAACGCCAAACUGAAACAACAGAAGGCACAACAGGGGGAGAUUGAAGCCACAGUGAACGACAAUGUAGAUCGACUUGAAUACAACGUCACUUUGUUGGAAAAUCAACUAACAAAGGUGUCUGGACUGGCCAACAGACUCGACAGCCAGCAAUCACAACUGGACGAGCUCAGUGACCAACUGAACGAACAAAAAUCACUUCAAAACGUCACUGCGGUUACAACGGAUGAUCACCUCUUGACAGCACCUCUUGAUGCCACGACAUCUCAGACUGUCACUCUGGGGUCCCAGCUGGCUGAAACCAUGAAUAAGACAGCAGCCUCAAAGGAGAGCAUAGAUCAUCUGGCUUCUGAGGUAAAGCAGCCGCCAACUCCCCGUGAUUGCAGCGGUCUGCCUGUCGGCUCUCCAUCUGGUGUCUACCUCCUCAGGCCCAGUGGCGACAGCACACAACCACCCGUCCAGUCGUACUGCGACAUGGACACUGCCGGAGGGAACUGGACGGUGAUCCAACGACGUGACGACAUCGAGCCCCGCCAGGAUUUCUACCUGGGAUGGAAGGAGUAUAAGGAGGGAUUCGGUGAUGUAACCAAAGAAUUCUGGUGGGGCCUUGAGCACCUGUUUCAGCUGACGUCAUCAGACCGACGUUACGAGCUUCGAGUUGAUCUUGAGGCGUUCGACGGCAGUCGCAGACACGCUACCUACCAAGGGUUCCGUAUCUCGUCUGAGGAGGACGGCUACCAACUGAGCGUCUCCGACUACUCGGGAACUGCCGGGAAUGGUCUGAAGUUCAGCGUCAAUGAGAAGUUCUCUACCCGUGACCGUGACCAGGACGGCAGGUCUGACGUUCACUGUGCACAGCGCCAUCAGGGGCCCUGGUGGUACGGCUGGAGGUGGUUGUGCGGGUGGAGCAACCUGAACGGACGGUACCGGGACGGCAGUAAAUGGGACCGCACUGGAAUAUGGUGGUGGAGGUGGAGGGAAGCUGAGUCACUGAAGAAGACCGAUAUGAAGAUCCGGCCCACCUAACUCAUCUGCAUUAAGGAGGACACCACGGUGAUGCACACUGCACAGUGUAGGUCACACGUGCAUGUGGCACGUGUACCGUGCGGCAGCCGCGGCCAGUGGUUCGGCCUGCCGGUGCUGUAACUGCACAACUAUUAUCUGCUAAGAGCGUCGUGCUGGGGAGCUUAUAGAUUGUUUAUCUACGGACGAAAAGUAGCGUCUAUAUACGCAUAUGAUUCUAUGUCCAUAAUACCUGCAUGUUUUUAGUCAUUAACGCCUGUUUGUAUGUAUAUGACAAUUAUGAAACGUUUGAGCCAAUACAUUUCAGUAACACCAAGAGA